CCAACUAAUGUAGUUUACCCAGACCCAUCAAAACCAAAGCAGAAAGUCUCCAUAAGAAAACUUGGAACAAAACCAGUUCAAAGAUGGGUUCCUCCUCAAGUAGACAUGGAAGAAACCACCCCCAGAACAACCAUCUCCACCACCGUCAAAACCAACCAGACCAUUCCCUGCCUUCCUCCACAACCACCCCAAUUCAACAACCCUCUUUCUCCACCAACAAUACUAAUAACCUUCCCUCGCAAAGCAGUUCGAUACCAUCUAGUAAUAAUUUUUAUACAAAUACUAUACAGCCAUCAUCAUCAUCACCAUCACCGCGACUACAAGGGCCACAAAGUUAUUAUUUUGCAGCAAAUGCACCAUAUACUACUCCUCCUAUGAUUCCCACAACUUCUGCUUACGAUUCUUUUAGUUACCAUCACCAUCCUCCUCCUCCUCCCCAGCCUCCUCUUCCUUUCAACAAUAAUGGGUGGGCCCCGUAUAAUUAUCAUCAACCUGGUUUCAUGGGCCCACAAAUACCACCACCACAGGUGAAGCCUCAUAAUUCAGGACUUGUGCAGCAGCCACGUUAUGUUGACCAUAAUCACGCAAAGACAAUCAAGAAUGUUGUGAAUGUGAACAAGGCUAGUAUUAAAGUUGUUGCUGAUGAGAAUAAUUUGGAUUGUCACUUGGUUUCCUUCACUUUUGAUGCUGUUGUUGAUGGCAGCAUCACCAUAUUUUAUUUUGGAAAGGAAGGACACAAUUGUACAUUUAUGCCAGUAUACCCUGAAAUCUAUAUGCCAAGGAAAAUCCCCUUUGAGAAAGGAGUGGGUAAAAAAUUCUCUCAGCCGUCAGGAACUGGCAUUGACCUUGGAUUUUUUGAGUUGGAUCAGCUAUCGAAGCCCUCACCCGAGGAAGAUAUUUUCCCGCUUGUUAUCUUUGCUGAAGCAAGCUCACCCUCUCUCUCUACUUCUACGAGCCAAGAGCCCGACAAGCCUCUGCCUACCAUGUCUACUCAUACACAAAUAACUGAAGCUGUCUUGGAGAAAAAAAACGAAGGCCAUUUUCAAGUAAAAGUAGUCAAGCAAAUCUUAUGGAUUGAUGGGAUUCGUUAUGAGUUGCGAGAGAUCUAUGGCAUUGCCAAUUCCGACAGUGCAGGCUUUGAUGGGAUUGAUUCAGGAACAGAAUGUGUUAUUUGCAUGAGUGAGCCAAAGGAUACAGCCGUUUUACCUUGUCGACAUAUGUGCUUGUGCAGCGGAUGUGCGAAGGAGUUGAUGUCUCGAUCAGAUACGUGUCCUAUAUGUCGCCAACCCAUCCAGGAACUUAUGGAGAUCAAGGUUAACAAUUGUGGGAGUUCUUCUUAACCAUUUCAGUUCAUGCAAGAUUUCCAGAGUGGCUAUUUCCUAUCAUUGUUCUCUAUUUAUUUGUCUAAAUGAAAUCUUACCCUUGUCUUUUUUUGCAUAGCAAUAUUCCUUUUGACCUGUACUCUUUCCUGUUUCUUUAUAGCUCAUCCUGAGUAAAUAACCACCACACCAUUGAAUGAGGAUUGCUGAAAAUGUUUAUGAAGAAUUGAAGCACUGAUUUUGUACACUAGAGCUGCCUUAGGGUUUGUGAGAUGGCAAUUUUCUUUAUACAAUGAAAGGUUGAUAUACUUUUUUUCCUUUUUCUGUAUAAAUUUGAUACAUUUUUAAUAAAGAAACGAGCAUUGUCAAA
Molecule: messenger RNA, 1689 nt
Organism: Populus nigra (black poplar)
Lineage: Eukaryota; Viridiplantae; Streptophyta; Magnoliopsida; Malpighiales; Salicaceae
Product: probable E3 ubiquitin-protein ligase LUL4
Exons: 3
Coding region: 84-1340 (418 amino acids)
Biological process (GO): protein ubiquitination
Molecular function (GO): ubiquitin protein ligase activity
Source: RefSeq, a predicted model, not a curated record